Carassius carassius (crucian carp) is the source of this 2366-nucleotide messenger RNA. RefSeq names its product serine/threonine-protein kinase TBK1-like. The transcript has 20 exons. The record is from RefSeq and is a predicted model, not a curated record. Gene Ontology annotation, cellular component: cytoplasm. Bases 74 to 2257 code for a protein of 727 amino acids. Gene Ontology annotation, molecular function: protein serine/threonine kinase activity; ATP binding. Gene Ontology annotation, biological process: peptidyl-serine phosphorylation. NCBI's taxonomy places the organism in Eukaryota, Metazoa, Chordata, Actinopteri, Cypriniformes, Cyprinidae.
UAUUGAAUGCACCUGAUCCUCAUGAAUAUGUAAUGUAUGCUAAUGUGUUUCCAGGUGAAUCUAUAGAGUCAUCAUGCAGAGUACAGCGAACUAUCUGUGGAUGAUGAAUGACCUGCUGGGUCAGGGAGCCACAGCCAACGUUUACCGCGGUAGACACAAGAAAACCGGCGAUCUCUAUGCGGUUAAAGUGUUCAAUAACCUGAGCUUCCUGCGUCCGCUGGACGUCCAGAUGAGGGAGUUCGAGGUGCUGAAGAAACUCAACCACAAAAACAUCGUGAAGCUCUUCGCCGUUGAAGAGGAGUCAAACACGCGUCACAAGGUGUUGGUGAUGGAGUACUGUCCGUGCGGAAGCCUCUACACGGUUCUCGAGGAACCGACGAACGCUUACGGACUCCCGGAGGACGAGUUCCUCAUCGUUCUGCAGGAUGUCGUGGCGGGAAUGAAUCAUCUGAGAGAGUACGGGAUCGUCCAUCGAGACAUCAAGCCUGGGAACAUCAUGCGUGUGAUCGGAGAAGACGGACGAUCCAUCUACAAACUGACCGACUUCGGAGCCGCGCGUGAGCUGGAGGACGACGAGCAGUUCGUGUCGCUCUACGGCACGGAGGAGUAUCUGCAUCCCGACAUGUACGAGCGAGCAGUUCUGAGGAAAGACCACCAGAAGAAAUACGGAGCCACGGUGGAUCUGUGGAGCAUCGGAGUCACGUUUUAUCACGCCGCCACCGGCUGCCUGCCGUUCAGACCGUACGAAGGGCCACGCAGGAACAAAGAAGUCAUGUAUAAGAUCAUCACAGAGAAGCCGUCCGGCGCGAUCUCUGGCCAUCAGAAGUUUGAGAACGGGAAGAUCGAGUGGAGCUCAGAGAUGCCGAUCUCCUGCAGCCUUUCCAAGGGUCUUCAGAGUCUCCUCACUCCAGUGCUGGCCAACAUCCUCGAAGCAGACCAGGAGAAAUGCUGGGGCUUCGACCAGUUCUUCGCUGAGACCAGUGAUAUCUUACACCGCAUCGUGGUCUACGUGUUCAGUCUGCAGCAGGCCACGCUCCAUCACAUCUACAUACACACAUACAACACGGUGAAUCUCUUCCAGGAGCAGCUCUUCAGAUGGACGAACAUAACUCCAUCCCAUCAGGACUUUCUGUAUGAGGGCCGGCACCUCGUCCUCGACCCAAACCGGCAGGCUCAGACCUUCCCCAAAACCUCCAGAGAGAAUCCCAUCAUGCUGCUGAGCAGAGACCCUGUCAACACCGUCGGCCUGCUGUUUGAGGACCCUAGCCCAAUUAAAGUCCAGCCGCGCUACGAUCUGGAUCUAGACGCCAGCUACACCAAGACGUUCGCAGGUGAUGUUGGAUAUCUGUGGAAGACGUCUGAUUCUUUGCUUCUGUACCAGGAGCUGGUGAGGAGAGGCGUGCAAGGCCUGAUCGAGCUGAUCAGAGACGAGUACAGUGAGACGGCGCACAAGAAGACGGAGGUGAUUCACAUGUGUAACUACUGCAGCCAGACGCUGGAGCGAACCGAGCAGCUGUGUGAGGUUCUGAUGCAGGGAAACCUCCUGUCGGCGGAGUGCGAUGAGAUCCGGGACGCGAGGAAGAAGGUGAUGCGGCUCUCCAGCUCUCUGGGCUCCAUGGAGCAAACGCUUCAGGACAUCAGCAUCAUGUUCCUGUCGGGAGGAAGUCUGACCGAUACGUGGAUGCAGCAAGUGGGAACGCACCCGGAGGACAGGAAUGUGGAGAAGAUCAAGGUUCUGCUGGACGCCAUCAGCAGCAUCUACCAGCAGUUCAAGAAGGACAAGGCCGAGAGACGUCUGCCUUAUAAUGAAGAACAAAUCCACAAGUUUGACAAGCAAAAGCUGGUUCUUCAUGCAACCAAGGCACGGGUGCUCUUCACAGACGAGUGUGCCAUGAAAUAUCGCCUCUUCAUCUCCAAGAGCGAGGAGUGGAUGAAGAAGUUCCAUCACGUUCGGAAACGCCUCUUGACUCUGACUGGUCAGUUCAGAAGCAUGGAACAGGAAGUGACCCUGCUCAUGCAGCGUGUGAAUAAACUGCUGGGGCUGUUACCGCAGAAGAUGGUGCCCAUGACGUCUGGAGGAAUCGAACCGCAGAUGUACCACAGUCCCAACACACUGGUGGAGAUGACUCUGGGGAUGAAGAAGCUGAAGGAGGAGAUGGAAGGAGUCGUGAAGGAGCUGAUGGAGAACAACCUGUUCCUGGAGAGGUUCGGGACGCUGACGGUGGACAGUGGUAUCAGAGCCGUGGACCGGAUGUGACGAGGUCGUCUCUCUCGGAUCAUCACAGCACAAAUAAUGCACUCUGUUAGUUGUACAUAUGAAAAGAAUGUAAAUAAUACACGUCUUAAACUUUACUUUAAGCCGUUAA